Molecule: messenger RNA, 1566 nt
Organism: Grus americana (Whooping crane)
Lineage: Eukaryota; Metazoa; Chordata; Aves; Gruiformes; Gruidae
Gene: ARFRP1
Product: ADP ribosylation factor related protein 1
Exons: 7
Coding region: 102-560 (152 amino acids)
Biological process (GO): Golgi to plasma membrane protein transport; protein localization to organelle; intracellular protein transport
Cellular component (GO): Golgi apparatus
Molecular function (GO): GTP binding; GTPase activity
Source: RefSeq, a predicted model, not a curated record
GUUUCCCAGAGCGCCGCGCGAGGGAUGGCGCCGGCGGCCGGUGCUGACGAGGAGCGGAGAGGCGUUGUGUGACGGGAGGUGUCUCCUGUACCUGGAGCAGGAUGUAUACUCUGCUGUCUGGACUCUAUAAAUACAUGUUCCAGAGGGAUGAGUACUGCAUCUUGAUCCUUGGUUUGGACAAUGCUGGUAAAACUACCUUUCUUGAACAAACUAAAACUCGAUUUAACAAGAACUACAAAGGGAUGAGUUUGUCCAAAAUCACAACCACUGUAGGCUUAAACAUUGGUACUAUUGAUGUUGGCAAAACUCGGCUAAUGUUCUGGGAUCUUGGCGGACAGGAGGAACUACAGUCUCUUUGGGACAAGUAUUAUGCUGAAUCUCAUGGAGUGAUCUAUGUUAUUGACUCCACUGACGAGGAGAGGCUCUCAGAAUCUAAAAAAGCUUUUGAGAAGAUGAUUACCAGCGAAGCUCUGGAAGGAGUUCCCAUUCUGGUGUUAGCUAACAAGCAGGAUGUAGAGGUGACUCCAGAAAUGAAGCCUUGCUGCUUGAUAUAUUUCUAGGUGUACCAUUCCUGAGUCUUAAUUUGGGUAAUGCUGUUCUGAACCCUUUGUAAGAGGAAUUUGGUUGUGCAGGCUGGUCAGUCCUGGCUAGACUAUGCCUUGAAGAGCCUUCAUCAAAGGAUGGUUUACAUUGCGUUCUUUUGGGGAAGCUGGGAUUAUGAUUCGUCAAGUUGUGUGUUUCCUCUGAAAUAUAUGGUAGAUAACAUCACUCCAGAAAGGUCAUCUGUGGAUUUUAUUAUUGUAAUGGUACACUGUUUAUGUGAUCACAAAUCCAGCUUCCCUAGUUUGCUCUUGGUUUAUGUGGUUUCAGUUGAGAAACAAAAACACAUCUGUAAACAAAUAUUUUGUAAUGUAGAUAGGGAGGUGGAAAAGAGGGAAACUUAGAAGCCACAGCUGACAUUUUCUCCUGAACAUGAGAAACUCAAAUGCUCCUAGUUGAAGUGAUGGGUAAUCUGCCUCAUCCUUUGCUGUCAGACAAGAUUCCAGUUGAUGGCUUCCCCUUGAACACUGAAACAAGGCUUCCCUGAAUUGAUGGUUCAGUGGUGCUAUCCCCUCUGCUGCUGUUACUGUACUUCAUCCCACGGGGGAAAAAACGUUCCUCAAAACAUGAGGCAGUGACAUCCUACUACAGACAAUGUAAAUGGUCCAAAGUCUCCUCAGAAGCAAAACUCUUUCUGAUGCAGGUUUCUACAGAGAGCAAUGGCUGAACAGCUUUGUGGAAGUUAGGGCAAGCCAUCGUUAUACCAGAGGGUGAGAAAAGGAAGUGAUUAUAAUGGAUUAAGCUGGUGAAAAAAUGGCUAUGGCAGUUGUAAGCUGCACUGGGAAAAGCAGACUUCUCAAAGGCCUCAAAGAUGGACAAGAUGAAGGAGGUGGAUUCUCUCUAUGCCCCUGGAUAUGUACAUGUGUACUGGUCUGCUGGUGGUUUUGGGGAAGUCCAUUGCCUGAUUGCUUCGCACAGGCUUGUGCAAGUAGAAAUAAAGGACAGCAUGACUAUGCUCUGUGGUGU